This is a messenger RNA of Clupea harengus (Atlantic herring), 3114 nucleotides long. It is a transcript of the gene gnpat2, whose product is annotated as glyceronephosphate O-acyltransferase 2. The record is from RefSeq and is a predicted model, not a curated record. Gene Ontology annotation, biological process: triglyceride biosynthetic process; ether lipid biosynthetic process; fatty acid metabolic process. Lineage: Eukaryota; Metazoa; Chordata; Actinopteri; Clupeiformes; Clupeidae. Gene Ontology annotation, molecular function: glycerone-phosphate O-acyltransferase activity; glycerol-3-phosphate O-acyltransferase activity. Gene Ontology annotation, cellular component: mitochondrial membrane; peroxisomal membrane.
UGUGUAAGUUAGUUUUUUAACUUAGCCACGUGUGCCAAGUUUGAUUGACGGCCUCUUGAUGACAAGAUCACUGCACUCUUUUCGGAAACUGGAUGAAAGCCAGGCUUUUAGAAAACUUGGAUAUGUUGCAUUUGUAAGAGCCAGGUUGCUGCUUUUGACGACGAGCAUUUAAAUAGAGUAGAAACUUUGCCGCAAACUCAUAAGCUGCUCAUGUGCCGGGCGGGUAAAGAACGCAUUCAUUAUUUCUUACAACAAAAAAAGCAGUAGGCCUACAACGCAAAGCGGGAUACCUGGUCACACUAUGUACGCAAACGCAACAGAGUUUGCAGUUACUUAAGGUCAUUUCCAAGGGAUUAUUGGGGGGCACUGGUAGCGUGACCGUGCCAGGAGGAGUUUCCACCAUGCUGUUUACUCAUUGGCUUCAGCGAGUGAAGCUCAGGCUGCCUCGGAGUCACGGCUCCCGACACGAAAAAUUGGGUCUCGCUGGUCCCGUCCCGUCUGAAGAAAAAAGCACCUGCUAAAGGCUCGUCGUUGUGCAAUGGAGACUUUGGUAUGGACGUGUACAGAGAAGACACCUGAGCCAGGUGUAUUCUCAGAUAUGCUGGAGGAGAGGAGAAGGACCAGUGACCUGAGCUAUGCCCUGAAGAGUUAUUCUCCUCAGCCCUACAAAGGACAUCCACCUAGCUCAGCUAGAGCUCUCCAUCAAGCAGUUAUGGACUCACAGUACUUGCGCUAUAUCACACAGGAGAUUGCCACUGAGAGCAGAGAACCUGUGGAGGUCAUCAGAGAAGAGGCUUCUGGGAUACUGGAGGAGAUGUCGCACAACCUGCAGCUCAGCGUCAUUCGACUGCUGGGCUACACACUCAACAAGGUGUUCAAGAGUGUCUUCCGCAGGAUCCUGGUUAAUGAGGACGGCCUAAACCGGCUUCAACAGGCCAUUCAGGAGCACCCAGUCAUCUUGAUGCCCAACCAUAGGAGCUAUGUGGACUUCCUGGUUCUCUCCUACAUCCUGUUCACCUACGACCUCCCACUCCCUGUCAUCGCUGCAGGAAUUCCUCUCAUGGGGAUGAAACUGAUUGGAGAGCUCCUGCGGCGUUCCGGAGCGUUCUUUAUCCGCCGGACUAUCGGGGCAGAUAAGCUCUACUGGGCCGUUCUGUCGGAGUAUGUCAGAACCAUCGUGAGGACUGGUUCUGCCCCUGUGGAGUUCUAUGUGGAAGGACUGCGGAGCCGGACACUGAAGUCUCUGAAUCCCAAGCUAGGCAUGAUGCACAUGGUUCUGGAGCCCUUCUUUAAGGGCGAGGUGUAUGACAUCAGCCUGGUGCCCAUCAGCGUCAGCUAUGAUCGGCUGCUUGAAGAGUCUCUGCUGGCCCAUGAGCUGCUUGGAGUCCCCAAACCAAAAGAGACCACUAUGGGUCUCCUAAAAGCUCGGAAAGUUCUGGAAGACGAUUACGGCUCCAUGCAUGUGUGUUUUGGCCAGCCCAUCUCUGUGAGAGAGCUUGCCAAGGGGAGGAUCACGCGCUCGCAGUAUAACCUAGUGCCAAGAGACCUGCCCCAGAAGCCCAGCGAGGAGAUCCAGGCGUUUGUGAGUGUCGUGGCCCAUGGAAUGGUCCGUCUGCAAGAGAGAGACACGGUCCUCAGCCCCUGGAGCCUCAUGGCCCUCAUCUUGCUCCAGAACCCUGAGGGCCUGGCCUUGGUCACCCUCACCCAGCGCACUGCCUGGCUGCGGGGGCUCGUCCUGAAGUUUGGGGCCCAUCUAGACUGGCCUGCACAGGUUUCGGAUGAGGAAGUGAUGUCGUCCAGCAUGUCCCUCCACCGGUCGAUGGUUGGUUGUGAGGGGGCGCGAGUGUUCCUGUUGGAGGCGCCGGCGCCUGGCGGGGAAGCGUCCGUCUCUCCGGAGGCGGCCGUGUUCAGACGCGCGGCCGUCGUGCUCAUGUGCGCCUCCUACAGGAACCAGGUGCUGCACGUGUUCGUGCGGCCUGCCCUGGUCGCUGUCGCUAUGGCAACCACUCCCAGCACCAGAAAGGAGGAUGUGUUCACAAAUUUCAAAUUCCUGCAGGAGCUUUUCUCCAACGAGUUUGUCUUCGUCCCUGGAAUGGCUGCUCAGGACUUUGAGGAGGGUUGUUUGCUGCUGGUGAAGUGUGAGGCACUGCAGACUUCUGAUCAACAGCUGGUUAGGACAGAACAUGGUGCAGACACCACUUCCUGUCUCCAGGCCAUAUUGCAGCCCUUCUUACAAACAUAUCAGGUUGUUUUCAAUUAUCUGACUAAGGACAGUGCCCUGGUGUUUACCGAGAGACAGUACAUACCUGCAGUCCGUUCCUACUGCCUGAAACUCACCCUCGCAGGUGAACUCCCGACUUGUGAGGCUUUGUCCUCUGACACACAAAAGAAUGUCCUCAAUGCGCUGCUGAGGAUGAAUGCUGUAACGAAAACAAAAGUAGGUGACCAGAGUGAGUUUAGAGUCAACAAAGCUGCCAUCCAGAGAAUUGGAGACAUUUUGGCAGGAAGGAUACCUCCUCAGUCAGCAGCAUUCUCCAGAUUGUGAGCCUGAGUGGAUAUAAACAUGCCUGGAUGCAUGUAUGCACGUCCAGUAAGAACAAACGGCUCCAUCGAAAAACUACCUCCCAUCAGAUAAACACCUAACCACAAUGAUCCUCAUUCAGCCAAACAAUCUUGUGGUCUUUUAAGUUUUAAGCUGGACACACACACACACACACAGAGAAGAUGUGGGGGUGGAUAUGAGAGAGAGAGUCCUGAACACUGUAAUGUAAUUAUUUGUGUUGUCAGUUAAGCCAAUACAGACUUUACUAACAUCAUGACAUUCUUUCAAAGACAUCGGCUGACCACUGCCAAUCGUUAUAUGACAAUUUGUUUUAGAGUCAAGAACAAGGACUAACAUCUAUCACCUGGAUAAAAGAUUUUAUAUAAAUGUGUCUGUUAUGACCUUAAGGGGGCAUUCCCAGAUGGCCUAAUCAUAUAUGACCUCAUCAGUAUUUUUUCAUUGGUACUGGAGUAACAGGCGCAGUACAACAAAUUCUAAUACUGUGAAUUAUAGUGUCUGUCUUUCAGUGUAUGGCCUUAAAAUUGUGUAGCAAUAAAAUAUUUGCACUAAUA